CCCAGCCCGUCAUGGCGGCGCCCGGGCGGCCGUUCGGCGGGCGGCUCCUCAGCGACCCCGCCCGCCUCUUCCAGCACAACGCCUGGGAUCACGUGGAAUGGUCAGAAGAGCAGGAAGCCAGUGCCAGGAGUAAAGUUGAAGACAACAGUUCCCAGCUGCUGCCACCAGACAAACAAGAGGAAUAUGAGGUGAAUGCUAAGAGGUACUGGGAUGACUUUUAUAAAAUCCAUGAAAAUGGCUUCUUCAAGGACAGGCACUGGCUGUUCACUGAAUUUCCUGAGCUGGCUCCAAACAGCAACCUGGGGCAAAAUGGGAAUUCUGUGCGUGAAUUUAGGAACAAAGAAGGAUCCAACGAUGGAGGGCUUGGAAGCUGUGAAAAUGGACACUGCUCGUUGGAAAGCAGGGCAGAGAAUGAGUUAAACCUGGUGAAGAGCACAGCUGAGAUGUGCACAGAGGAGCUGGUUCCACAGCAGUGCAGGGAGCUGAAGGAAAGGGAUGGAGAUUACCCGGGAUCGUCAGCAUCUUACCGGAUAUUGGAGGUUGGCUGUGGUGCUGGAAAUACAGUCUUCCCAAUCUUACAAACCAACAAUGACCCAGGCCUUUUUGUUUAUUGCUGUGAUUUUUCUACAACCGCCGUGGAUCUUGUCCAGACCAAUGCAGAGUAUGAUCCCUCUCGUUGCUUUGUGUUUGUCCAUGACCUGUGCAACGACCAGAGUCCUUUCCCAAUGCCAGCCCAGAGUCUUGACGUGGUCAUUCUUAUCUUUGUCCUCUCAGCUAUUCUCCCAGAGAAGAUGCAAGGCAUUGUGGACAGACUGAGUUGCCUCCUGAAGCCAGGAGGGAUGAUUUUGUUACGGGAUUACGGCCGAUAUGAUCUGGCCCAGCUCAGGUUUAAGAAAGGUCAAUGUCUCUCUGAUAACUUCUAUGUGAGAGGUGAUGGCACCAGAGUCUACUUCUUCACACAAGAUGAACUGGAUGAUCUCUUCACAAGAGCUGGGCUGCAGAAGAUCCAGAAUCUGGUAGAUCGGCGCCUGCAGGUGAACCGGGGGAAGCAGGUGACCAUGUACAGGGUGUGGAUCCAGUGCAAGUACCGCAAGCCCGAGGCCCCGCAGCUCUGAGGAGGGGAAAAGGGCACGUGCUUUGGAUGCCGGGUCCUCCUCCCAGCCCCGUGCACUGUCUCCUCCUGCUGGGGAGACUGCAUUCCUGUCCUACGGAGCUCAGCCCACACAGGACCUCCCUCAGUGCCUUUUACAGUGCCUAGCACCGUUUCAGGAGGGUUUUGUGAAGGACAAAUGUUCUGAGACCAAGCAGUAAUUUAGGUGACUUGCUCAUGGGCUGAGUUUUUUAAAUUUUGUAUGGUUUUAAGAUAAGAAAUGGCUGUGCUGUCUUCCAGCAGCUGAGCAAGCUGAGUAGUGAGUAUACUCUGGAUUUCCACAUGAAACAGGAGAGCUUCAGCCUUCCCUCUGUGGUGUACACUUGUCUUGGGAACAGAAACCAAGCAACUGAUAAAUCUGUUCUUCUUUGCAACUGGUCACUAGGCCUAACAUGGAUCCCUUCACCAGCUUAUCCCCUGCAGCUGCCUUCUGCUCAUUCAGGUUUGUGCAAAUCCACAAGUUAAAAUACAUUGCUCAAGGAUGUGACUGGAGAACGUGCUGGUUUCCCUCGGCCAGCUCCUCCAUGGAUGCCUCAUGUGGAGAUACCCUGUGGAGAAAGCAGAUGCUGCUGCCUCACCCUCACUGGCCACAAGAGUGUUCAUCUAAGGAGCUAGCACACUAUAGCCCAGGUGCUCUCAAUUCAUAUUGAACAGGGUUCAAGCUGUCAAAGAUUUGGGGUUGAUGCCAGUUUUGGGGGCACCUCCAGAGUGCAGAGAAUCCCACGCAGCUGGUGGGGUCAGAGUUUACAAAGAGUUACCUGCUUUAUCUGCUUGGAAAGUGAGAACUGUCCCUGCUGGCUGCAGCUCCCAAGCUGCACUGCCCUGCCUGUCCUGUGCUAACCCCCAGUUCAACAAGACACCUGGUUUUGGUAAGAAAUCUAAAGAAUCUCUGCCACUUCUGUUUAAUUUCUGAGAGGGAGCCAACACUGCAGCUUUCUGAAGGUAUUUCCCCACCUUUGACAGCAAAUAUCUUAUCUCAUCUUGAUUUCUUUUCUUAUUUUCAGGGUGUGGUGCAACAGGUAUUGGAAUAAAUGUUGUGGUCAUGCUUUUUA
Apus apus (common swift) is the source of this 2202-nucleotide messenger RNA. RefSeq names its product methyltransferase 2A, methylcytidine (gene METTL2A). The transcript has 9 exons. The coding region runs from base 12 to 1115 and encodes 367 amino acids. Gene Ontology annotation, molecular function: tRNA (cytidine-N3)-methyltransferase activity. The record is from RefSeq and is a predicted model, not a curated record. NCBI's taxonomy places the organism in Eukaryota, Metazoa, Chordata, Aves, Apodiformes, Apodidae.